AGGCGCUGAGCUCAAACUACGGAAGCUCGGCUGCGUGGUGUUGGCGGCGGCCUUUGGCGGCCUGGAAGCUUCUUAGAAUGGGUCGCCGUUCAUCAGACACAGAAGAAGAGACAAGAAGCAGAAGAAAAAAGAAACAUCGUAGGAGAUCGUCAUCAAGUAGUUCUUCGGAUAGCAGAACUUACAGCCGUAAGAAAUCAGGAAGAAAGUCAAGGUCAAAGUCUCGAGAUCUUCAGUUUCAUUCACAUUCAUAUGAAAAGAGGCGCAGGCAUCGAUCUAGCAGUAGUUCUUCAUAUGGAUCCAAGCGAAAGCAUAGCCGAAGCCGAUCAAGAGGUCGAGGAAAAUCAAAUAGGUCUCAGAGAUCAAGAUCAAAGAGCAGAACAAGAAGGUCACACUCAAGACCUCAUCAGCGUUCCUAUAGCCGAAGUAGUGAAAGGACCAGUCACAGACGAACUCGAAGCAGAUCGCGUGAUAAAGAAAGACGUAAAGGCAGAGAUAAAGAGAAGGCAAGAGAGAAGGAGCGGGUCAGAGGGAAAGAGAAGGACCAACAUUACACUAAAACAGGGGAUGCUGGAAACAUCAAAACUGGAUUAGAACAUCUGUCUGCUGCUGAACAGGCCAAAGCUAGAUUACAACUGGUUCUUGAAGCUGCUGCUAAAGCAGAUGAAGCAUUAAAAGCUAAAGAAAGAAGUGAAGAAGAAGCAAAGAAGAAAAAGGAAGAAGAGCAAACCAGCCUUGUAGAACAAGUGAAACGAGUAAAAGAAAUCGAAGCAAUUGAAAGUGACUCCUUCGUUCCCCAAGCAUUUAGAUCAAGUAAAGAAGUCAAAAAGGCGACAGAACCUGUUGAAGUAAAGAUUGAACCUGCAGCAGUAGGAGUGACAAAUACUGGCCUGAUUCCUGUUGAAAAGGGAACAGUGACUACAAGUAUUCCUACCACCAUCAAGUACCAAGAUGAGAACUCACUAGCCCAUCCCAAUCUGUUUGUUGAUAAGGCAGAAGCUGAAGAAAGAUGGUUCCAGCGGCUGAUCAGCCUUCGACAAGAAAGGCUGAUGGGCAGUCCUGUGGCCUGAGUUAAUUGCCCACCAACUUUCACUGUGAUCUGCUAUGAAGUUCCAGGGGUAAAACUAGAUGCGUGUCAGAGUAAAUAUGGCCUGUGAAACUGGGUUGAGAGGGGCAUCAGAGCAGGCGCUGCCAAGUGGGGAAAAGAGGUCUGCCACCCAGCAGUCAGCACUGAAACUUUGGCUGUACUUUGAGACCAGAUCUGGUCCUUGGGGAGUGAGGAGUGUAAAGGAUUUGUUUUAUCAAUUCCUUUCCCUCGUGUUUCCAAAUACAAUGUAAUGUCUUUAUAAUUCAUGACUGAAGAUUAUUCAUUUUUCAUUAUCAGAGAUUUAAAAAUGCAUACCUUUCUCUCCUGACAAUUAUCAGAGAUUUAAAAAUGUAUACCUUUCUCUCCUGACAAUUAAGCAUGUUUCUGAGUUUUUCUGUUCUUUGACAUUGAACCUUUAAAAAUCUCACUGCCUGUUUUGCUGCCUGUAACAGCAAAUUUCUCUGAAAACAGAUAGAACGGAGGUAUUUAGAGAAAAGACAGGGUGUGUGUGUAGAGAUGAUCAUAUGACUUACUUCAAACAAAAGCAUUCUUAUAUACAUACAUAUUACAAUUUAGUUUAAUAAUUCUGUGUUAUAAAAAUGAGACAUACCACUGGAAUUUAUGCUAGUUUCCCCACUGCCACUUAGUCCAGUCACCUAUGAAGCAUCACUAGCACAGUCUAGGCUUGGAAUUUCUGGUGAUUUGGCAGCAGUAUGGAAAAGGCAUGGAAUAUCCUUAAACUGCAUGAGGAUAAAAAUAUAUUUCAGAAGGCUGCCCUAGUGAAGUCUCAGGGUUCUCCAAAUCAUAUUUGGGUUGUGCAUCCAAGUCUGGGUUACAUUGUGAUGUUUUAAGAUCAGUUGCAGUCUUAGUCACAUUACAGUGCUGACUGUCACUAACUGAAGUUGAACUUAAAACCAGUGGGGAAGUCUCGAGAGUUACGAGAGUGCUCCCUGAAAAAAAAAAAGAGUACCUGCCUUCCUGUGCAUGCAGGUGUUUGAUACACGCACACAAGCCUCUCUGAGUUCUGGCCCUUAUCUACUAUUAGGAAUCACUUUCCUAUGGCUGUCAGCAGACAAAUACUGUACCAGGAUCAUGUGCAUGCCCUUUUCUACAGUCAUCGUGACGUAUAUUCUGGGUGGGGGAAAUUGUAGCUGCGAUUGCCAGCUUAAUUUUCUUCUGUAUGAAAGAGUUGAUGUAGUUUUUCUACCUAACAAAAUGCUGUUAGAAAACUAUUAUAAUAGGAAUUCUUAAGGAGGUAUUUGUGGCUUCUUCAAUGGCACAACUCAAUGCUGGAUCAGCACAGUCCUAAACAGGUAUACACCCUUCUGAAUCCACUGAAGUCAGCAAGCUUAGAAGGGUGUAAAUGCACAUAGAGUCCUCCUUAAGCUGUUUCUGUUAUCAAUUCAUAUUCAGUGGUUUAUUUAUUAGAUAUAUUUCAUUAGGAAUAAAGAAGGCAGAUAUUUUUUUUGCUAUAUUCAGAUGCUCAAAAAGAAGAUACUAAAGGGCUCAGAAGGCAGACAUCCAAACUGAGGGCUUUCUCUGAACUGUAAUCCUCAGCAGUUACUCCAGUCUAAGCCCAUUGAUUUCAAUGGGCUUAGACUGGAGUCACUCUGCUUAGGAUUGCACUGUAAGUGUCCCUCAGACAACACAGGCUUGAUUUAGGUGUACAUAGAAAGCAAUUCAAUAAUCUAUGCUUUUUUAUCAUAAUAUGUAUACACCUUGCUCAUGGAGUCCUCCUUCAGGGAAUUGGCUCAUAUCUUCUUCCACACUUUUGUAUAUACUGCACAAGUUAAUUCUGGAAGCAUAAUGUCAAACAAACUUCUUUUCUUCCCUAUGUGCAAGAUGAAUGAAAGUCUGAAGAGUGAGAAACUGCUUUUCAGCAAUCCAAGCAAUGGAAUCAUAAGUAGUUGUACCUAUUUCCAUUAAUGUAUGUUCUAUUCUGAUAAUAUUUUAAUCCUAUUAGUAGUAUUUUAUAUAGUUUGUAUUAAAAUGUCUCAGUUUGGUCAAUAAACAAAAUGAAACCUUC
This is a messenger RNA of Eublepharis macularius, 3110 nucleotides long. RefSeq names its product arginine and serine rich coiled-coil 1 (gene RSRC1). Gene Ontology annotation, cellular component: nucleus; cytoplasm. Lineage: Eukaryota; Metazoa; Chordata; Lepidosauria; Squamata; Eublepharidae. The transcript is spliced from 10 exons. The record is from RefSeq and is a predicted model, not a curated record. Gene Ontology annotation, biological process: alternative mRNA splicing, via spliceosome. Bases 78 to 1067 code for a protein of 329 amino acids.